This is a messenger RNA of Rhinolophus ferrumequinum (greater horseshoe bat), 2775 nucleotides long. RefSeq names its product tripartite motif containing 15 (gene TRIM15). Gene Ontology annotation, molecular function: zinc ion binding; protein binding. Bases 977 to 2359 code for a protein of 460 amino acids. The record is from RefSeq and is a predicted model, not a curated record. The transcript has 7 exons. NCBI's taxonomy places the organism in Eukaryota, Metazoa, Chordata, Mammalia, Chiroptera, Rhinolophidae.
AGUUCCAGCGGAGCACAGGCUGGGAGCUGCAAACUUGCAUUGACCCCACCUCUGCGGCUUUCUAGCUCUGUGACCCAUGGGAGGUCAUUUUUGCCUUUCCGUUUACAUUUCCUCCUCUGUGAAAUGAAGGUAAUCAUACCUUCCCCCAAGGGUUGUCAUCAAAUCGGGUAUCAUAAUAUGAAAAUACUAAACGUUAGAUAAAUGUGGUUGAAUCUGUUUGUCUCAUUGACUAAUUGAGUUUUCUAAGUUUUAUCAACAUGAAUCAUUUGAUAUAUGGUCUCUUGUCUUCUCCCACUGGCAGUUAAAAACUGAAAUUGAAGUACAAUGUUACUGGAAGUCCAGUGGGGACACUGGUGUUGGGAGUUUGUGGGGGUUACGAGUGUAGGAGAGACCAGUCUGGGCAGAUGAGGUGAGAAGGGACCUAUGAGCUGUCGCCACCCAUGGACCUGCAGCGUCUGACAGAGCCCCAGAGUCCCGGAAGUCAGUCACCGCCCGCUCCGCUGGACUUUGCUGCUGCAGGCACACCUCAGAAGCAGAAGUUUAUGGCUCCCUCCUGUUCAGGCGAGCACAAAGCCGUGUCUCCUCUUCAAUGCUCCCCACCCCACCGUGGUUAAGGGAAAGAUUCCAGGAAACCCCAUCUGCCUGUGACCUCAUGAUAUGCGCUGCUCCCCACCCCAGGGACUGGAAGGGCCAGGCAUGGAGAACAGGCUGGCCAGGCCACUGCUGAAAAAUGCUGGGUAAUUAGACAUGCCUUGGAGUUUGAACUGCUCUGCUGAUGGGUGGUGGCCAGGGCUCUGGGGACGCACAAGAGGUGGAGCCAGGUAGCUUCCCUACCCAGACAUUCCUGAUUUCCUUUCUCUUGGCCUCCUAUUCUUUCCCUUCUGUGAGUCCUGUAAAAGUGACUCAAUUUCAGGGAAAGGAAUAUCGUGUGGCCUAAGGCAGAAGCCUGAGUGGACGGGCUGGGGAAGGCACCGUGAUGCCCUCAACCUCCUCCCACAAAGGGGCUGCCUGUCCUGCUUGCAAGAGGGCCCUGGAGGAUGCAGUGACCGCCGCCUGUGGACACAUCUUUUGCCAGCUGUGCCUCCCCCCUCCUUCCCACAUGGGGGCCCAGCCCUCCAGCAGGGUCCUGCUCUGUCCUCUCUGCAAAGAGAAAGAGGAGACAGAGACCCUCGUGGCCCCUGUGCCCCUGGGCCCUCUGGGGGAGACUUACUGCGAGGAGCAUGGUGAGAAGAUUUACUUCUUCUGUGAGAAAGAUGCCGAGUUCCUCUGUGUGUUCUGCCGAGAGGGUCCCACCCACCAGGCUCACACCGUGGGCUUCCUCGAUGAGGCCAUUCAACCCUACCGGGAUCGUCUCAGGAGUCGGUUGGAAGCUCUAAGCAUGGAGAGAGAUGAGAUUGAGGACAUAAAGAAUCGAGAAGACCAGAAGCUCCAAGUGCUUCUGACUCAGAUUGAAAGCAAGAAGCAGCAGGUGAAAACCGCUUUUGAGCGGUUGCAACAGGAGCUGGGGGAACAGCAGUGUCUCCUGCUGGCCAGGCUGACUGAGCUGGAGCAGCAAAUCUGGAAGGAGAGAGAUGAGUACAUCUUAAAGGUCACUGAGGAGGUCGUCCGGCUUGGAGCCCAGGUGAAGGAGCUGGAGGAGAAGUGUCAGCAGCCAGCAAGUGAGCUUCUACAAGAUGUCAGAGUCAACCAGAGCAGGUGUGAGAUGAAGACUUUUGUGAGUCCAGAGGCCAUUUCUUCUGACCUUGUCAGGAAGAUCCGCGAUCUCCACAGGAAAAUACUCACCCUCCCAGAGAUGAUGAGUACCUUCUCAGAAAACUUGGUGCAUCAUCUGGAAACAGAUUCAGGGGUCGUCACUCUGGACCCUCAGACCGCCAGCCAGAGUCUGGUGCUGUCGGAGGACCGGAGGUCGGUGAGGUGCACCCGGCGGAAGCAGAACCUGCCCGACAGCACCCUGCGCUUCCAGCGCCUCCCGGCGGUGCUGGGCUCCCCCGGCUUCUGCUCAGGACGCCACGACUGGCAGGUGGAGGUGCAGCUGGGAGACGGCGGCGGCUGCAGCGUGGGGGUGGCGCGGGAGGGCGUGGGGAGGGCGGAGCAGGGCCUGAGCGCCGACCGGGGCGUCUGGGCUGUGGGCCUGUCGCACCAGCAGUGCUGGGCCAGCACCUCCCCGGUCACCGACCUGCCGCUGGACGGCAUCCCGCGCAGCCUGGCCGUCUCGCUGGACUACGAGGCGGGGCGGGUGACCCUGCUCAACGCCGAGACUCGGGCGCCCAUCUUCACCUUCACCGCCUCCUUCUCUGGUAGAGUCUUUCCUUUCUUCGCUGUCUGGAAAGAAGGCUCCUGCCUUACUUUAAAGGGCUGAGCUGGAGCGUAAGAAGGGCAGGCAGGACGCAGCGGAGAAAGCAGCGUCCAGGGAUGCAGCUCCGCCCCAGCAGCCGUGCGACAUGGGCCGACUCACUGUGGCGAAGGGGGACACGGUACCUCAGAGUCUGCGCGGCUGUGGGAUUGUGUUCACUUAGUUUAUCUCGUGUCCUUCAACUCCCCGAGGUCCUGGUCCUCCCGCUGACGCUCGACCUUCUCUGCCUCCGAGUGGAAAACGCAAGGCUAGGCUGUGCCUAGGACACCAGCAAAGCAGGGGAGCCAGCGGGCGGUUGGAAAAAAAUAAAAAUCUAAAAUAAGAAAUGUUAUGGCUUCCAGGGGGCAGGAUGGCUGGAUUGGUUAGAGUGCCAGCUCUUAACAACAAGGUUGCGGGUUCAAUUCCCCAAUUCCCUGCCUGGG